CCAGAUUCAAAUCUGCCAGCGACGCACACGAAGAGGACUACAGAACCCGGCAACAUUCUGAAGCUCGUCAGCAGGGAAAAAACUGCAGCAUGAAGUUCGCGUUCGCUCUCAUCGCCCUCUUUGCUGCUGUCGCGCUUGCGGAGCAGCUCCCGGGAGGGAGGCGGCCGUCGUAUGCGUUCCUCACAGCGCCUGUUGGUGGCAUGAGGAGCCCGAUAUCACUUCGAUCACGCGCAGCCGCCGGUCUGCAGCCCUCGCGCCAACCGGCGGCAUCUGUCUUGUGGAUGGCUGACAAGGAGCAGGUGGCCACCGAGAUGGACGCAGCCAAGCAGGCAGAGCUCGACGAGAAGGCGGCGAAGCGGGCGCAGCUGCUGGCUGAGGAGGAGGCCUACAUCAAGCGAUUCCAGGAGGGCGGCGCCUUCGUCGAUGUCGAUGGCAGAGACAAGUAAGCUCUCACACACACUCACGGCUCAUUUCUCAAAUCGUUUGCCCCGGAUGCAUCAAUGGCUGUGUGUGGCUUGCUGCGCCCAGCAUUUUGGCCGUGGAGCCCUCUCGUAAGAAGUCUACGCAGAAGGGGCUGACAGCCGAGCGGGGCAUCGCCAUCGGUCUGGGCGUCGUGGCGCUCGCGGUUGCUGCCUUCUCCAUCAUCAACGCGCCUAACGUCGAGUACUGAGCCAACGGCCUAGCGAGAGGGGGAGGGAGGGCCGACUGACUGACUAACUAACUCGGUGGCUGUGGUGCGUGUGGCUGCCUGUGUGCGGUAGUGACACUCUUUCUGUCGCUCACUCGCAGCAGCCUGUGUCCGCUUUUCCUUGAUGUGUCCUGUACAGAGGGGGGUGGGGUUGUGUCGUCUGCUUGCUUGUCUUGCCGUCGGUUGGUUCGGUGUGUGUGUGGCCUGCCUGGCCACAGUUGGUUGAGUUGCUUUGGUCUGCGAAUGCAGUCAGCCAACCAACCGAUGGAUGGGAGGGACAUUUUGAUUGAUGGGAGGACAAGGAAGGGUGGACAAUCAAUGAGUGUGUGUACAUGCCAUCCAUGCUGCCCUGGCAUGGUGGAGAUCGAUGGAUGCCUGCAUGGAUUCCUGCCUGUGAGUGAGAGAGGGGAGGGCACACUGACUGACUGACUGACG
This is a messenger RNA of Vitrella brassicaformis, 1123 nucleotides long. Lineage: Eukaryota; Vitrellaceae. The record is from the annotation of a GenBank genome assembly.